Molecule: messenger RNA, 1898 nt
Organism: Leptopilina boulardi
Lineage: Eukaryota; Metazoa; Arthropoda; Insecta; Hymenoptera; Figitidae
Gene: Yod1
Product: ubiquitin thioesterase OTU1
Exons: 3
Coding region: 242-1174 (310 amino acids)
Biological process (GO): endoplasmic reticulum unfolded protein response; protein deubiquitination
Cellular component (GO): nucleus; cytosol
Molecular function (GO): cysteine-type deubiquitinase activity
Source: RefSeq, a predicted model, not a curated record
UAUAUAUACUAACCUAUCAUAACCUAAUAUGGUUGCGUGAUAUAAUGGUUUUAAUUAAAUGCUCUCUAUUUAGGAUAUCAUAUUUUUCUUCUAAAAGAUAAAAUUUGUUAAUAUUUAAAUAAGUGAAGCUAUUUAUUCGAUCAAUUAAAAAAAAGGUAAAUAUCAAAAAACAUUUUAUUUGAACUGAGAAGAAAAGUCUGAAAGUUUUGUUUUAAAAAAUAUCAUCAUCAUUAUCAUCAAAAUGCAAAGUGAACAUGAUAUCAAAGUAAAAAUUAUGUCAAAAAAUGGCUGUGUAACAAUGACUUUAAAUUCAAAUUGUGAAAUGCAUCAAUUUAAACAAAAAUUAGCAGACUCGGCUGGUAUACUUGUGGACUCUGUUGUGAUUAGUAAAGGUUAUUUGAAACCCCGUGAGAUUGUUGAUUUUAGUGUGGCAGAUGCUAAAAUUUCAGACUGUAAUAUCAUUAAUGGUGAUAUAUUUUAUGUUAAUGAAAAACCACCUGGUGAAUUAAAACGCGAAGACGUUCCGAGAAAUGAAGUGAUUAAUACUGAAAUAUUUGGUGAAAAUAAUGGAAUGCUAUUGAAAAAAGUUGUUCCUGGUGAUAAUUCAUGUCUUUUCACUAGUAUUGGCUUUGUUAUUAACGGUAAAGUUGAACCAGCUUGCGCUAAUUAUAUGAGAAGCCUAGUAGCAAAUGCAGUGGAACAAGAUCCAGAAGAAUUUUCUGAAGCCAUCCUUGGUAUGCCUAAUGCUGAAUAUUGCAAAUGGAUUAUGGAACCUGAUGCAUGGGGUGGAGCAAUAGAAUUAUCAAUUCUUUCCAAAUACUAUGGAAUAGAAAUAGCCGUUGUUGAUAGUAUAAAUGCAAUAAUUAAUAGAUUUGGCGAGGAUCAUCAUUAUCCUCUUCGAGUAUUUCUCAUGUUCGAUGGAAUUCAUUUUGAUCCCCUCUAUUUAGAAAGAGAAGGAGAAGCUAAUCAGACAAUUUUUCAAUCCACUGACAAUAAUAUAUUACAACAGGCUGAAGAAUUGGCAAAGGAAGCAAACUCUAGUCGUCAAUUUACCGAUGUUCAAAAAUUCACGCUCAAAUGUUCAGACUGUGGUAUUUUUUUAAGUGGACAAGUAGCUGCCUCUAAUCAUGCCAAGCAAACAGGUCACACCAAUUUUGGUGAGGUAAUGCCUUAGCAUAAAAAAAAGAAAAUAAUACAUUGGUAUAAAACUCAAAAAACAGUUCCAAUUUAUCAUAGAAUCUUGUACAAACAGCAUUUAGUUUUCUCGUAAUACUUUUUAAUUUACCGAUGAAAAACUAGAUAUAUAUUUAUAUAUAUAUAUAACAAAACUUGGGCCUUAAUUUUAAUUGUAAAAAGCAAUUUUAAUAAUUUAAAAAAUUGUUAAUUAAUUUAAAAAAAUCUUUUUUGGAUUUGAAACCGAAAUUUAUUUACAAAAUUUUAUUUGUGAUAUCAAAACGCAAUCUACAAUUUAUAAAUUAUUAAAGAUAUUUAUAUUAUUAUAAAUAUCUCUUAAAUAAUUAGGAUUGAAUCUAUCAUUUUUUAUUUUGGUAAAUCAAAAAAAAUUUAUAGUAAUUGUAAAUUAUUUAUAGGAAUAUUGUACACAUUUAUUGUCAUGUAUGUAAUCAAUGAAUUUUUGAAAUUAAAUUACUAAAAGUAGUCUUAUAAACGUAAAAUUCGAUUGUUACGCGUUCAAUUAGACUAUUUUUAAAUCAUUAAUUUUUUUACUUAUAUAUAUUUUCAAGUAAUUUGAGAAUAAGUUAGGAAAUUCAACUUUAUAGGUAUAAUCUUUCAAUAAAAUUAAAUUACUUUUUUUUCUGUUAUUUAACAAACAAAUAUUUUGUUACUUUUUUUCAAACACUGCACGUUUAUUAAAUAAAAUAUCUUUUUGUAUUAUGUAA